GCCAUGGGUCAGAGCUGAACUUUCUAGGCAGCUGGCAGCUGAAGUUGGCCCCUCACUCAGGCCCCGCCCACCCUGCCCACCCCCCAUCCCGGAGCUAUCAUGUGGCCCCUAGUGGCUACCAUCGCUUGCCUGACCUUGGCCUUGUCCGAAGGAAUCUCCCGGGACUACCCCAAGAUUCUCAAUGGUACCAAUGGGACUAGUGGUUUUCUCCCAGGUGGCUACACCUGCCUUCCCCACUCUCAGCCUUGGCAGGCAGCUCUACUGAUCCGCGGACGACUUCUCUGUGGAGGGGUUCUGGUUCACCCCAAAUGGGUACUCACAGCGGCUCACUGCAGGAAAGAUGGGUACACAGUUCAUCUGGGCAAGCAUGCCCUGGGGCGUGUGGAGAACGGUGAGCAGGCAAUGGAGGUGGUCCGCUCUAUCCCCCAUCCUGAAUACCAGGUCACCCCCACCCACCUGAACCACGACCAUGACAUCAUGCUUCUGGAGCUGAAGUCUCCAGUCCAGCUCAGCAGCCACGUCCGUACCCUGAAACUCUCUGCAGAUGACUGCCUGCCCACUGGCACCUGCUGCCGUGUUUCUGGCUGGGGCACCACCACCAGCCCCCAGGUGAAUUAUCCCAAAACCCUGCAGUGCGCCAACAUUGAACUGCGCUCAGAUGAGGAGUGCCGGCAGGUGUACCCUGGGAAGAUCACUGCCAACAUGCUCUGUGCUGGUACCAAAGAAGGGGGAAAGGACUCCUGUGAGGGUGAUUCUGGGGGCCCACUGAUUUGCAAUGGCAAACUCUACGGCAUCAUCUCAUGGGGAGAUUUUCCAUGUGGACAGCCCAACCGACCUGGCGUUUACACACGAGUCUCAAAAUACCUGCGUUGGAUCCGGGAGAUCAUCAGAAACACUCCAGAGCAGAGAUGGACAAAGGGCACACAAUAAAAUUGUGUUCAUUUGCCCGCCUCCCUCCCCUACUGUGCCUCUCUCACUGUGUGCUUCUCCCUUCUCUGUCGCCUCUGCCCUAAGUGCCCCUUUGGAACAACAGGCCCAUAUUCACAGUGACAUUCCCUUCACCAGCCUUGGAACACUCCAAUAACUUGAGUGCUCCAAUCCAAACACCUACUUCAUCAUGACCACCAUAAACUGGCGUUGAUAUCUGCAUAUUCCAAUUCUGUUGGUGCCACACAGUCCCAUCCUGAUCUCAUCUUAGUAGCAGUCUAUAGAUGGACCUUCCCUGGCAGGUCCUUGCAACCCUCAGACUAUUUACCCCUUGGCAAUGUUUUUUGUUUUUUUGUUUUUUGUUUUUUAAUAUUCAAGAAGGUUUUAGACUCAUGUGAUAUUUCAUUCUGAAAGUCUUUCUAGUCCAGAAUCUUCUGCCAGGACCACAUCCCAUGCACUUUAAGGUGACUCACCACAGGUACUCUACAACCUCUGCCUAGCUCAUUCCCACCCUGAUAUCAUGACUCAAACUACAUCCCACAUUCUACAGGACCCAGCCCUCAUCAACUCUGCUCCUCUCUAAGUUACCACCAACAUGGGCCAACAGUUCUCUGGUCCAUAUAGUUACAGGACCCAAAGGGCCUCCUUCCUAGAUCUUAUCACCCCCAUAAGUCUCCUGUUAUCUCCCCCAUGAACAUCCUUACUCAAUAGUCCUUGACUUCAUACCUUUGCCUAUGAUCCCACAUCUGCUUAAUGCUAAUCCCUGCUUUGAAUAAGUCAUAAAACUCACAACUUCCUUGCUUCCUUUUUUUGUUUUGUUUUGUUGUGGAUGAUGCAUUGGUCUUGCUUGGUGGCCUGGGCUGGCCUAGAAGUCUCCUGACCAUCCUCCUUUCUCACCCUGCAGAGUGUGAGUCUGAUGGGCGUGUGCCACCCAAACCCAGCUCUUUGCUCUCUUGCCUUCAAAAUGGGUUCAUAAUUUACACUGAGAGCAUUGUCAUGAGGGUAAAUUCUAGUACUCACAUUGUACAAUAACCACUGAAUUUGCAAUGUCUCAGAAAGUGUAGGUUGCACAUACUUAGCUGGGUGCUAACAAUAUAAUUUUUUUAUUUGUUCAAUAAAUAUUGGUAUCAGCCA
Messenger RNA from Mus musculus (house mouse), 2061 nucleotides. RefSeq names its product kallikrein related-peptidase 13 (gene Klk13). Gene Ontology annotation, molecular function: serine-type endopeptidase activity; hydrolase activity; peptidase activity. The transcript has 6 exons. The record is from RefSeq and is a predicted model, not a curated record. Lineage: Eukaryota; Metazoa; Chordata; Mammalia; Rodentia; Muridae. Gene Ontology annotation, biological process: proteolysis. Gene Ontology annotation, cellular component: cytoplasm. The coding region runs from base 100 to 930 and encodes 276 amino acids.